AUGGAGAGCUGCCGCCCGCUGGCGCUGUGCGCCCUGGCCGCCGCGCUGCUGCUGGGCGCCCGCGGGCACGAGCCGCCCGAGCCGCCCGAGCCGCCGCGCCGCGACCGCGACCUCGCGCCCGCCGCCGCCUCCCACGAGAAGGAGCUGAUCGAGGCGCUGCAGGAGGUGCUGGAGAAGCUGAAGAGCAAGCGGAUCCCGCACUACGAGAAGAAGUUCGGGCAGGUGCCCAUGUGCGACGCCGGGGAGCAGUGCGCCGUGAGGAAGGGGGCCCGCAUCGGCAAGCUCUGCGACUGCCCCCGCGCCACCUCCUGCAACUCCUUCCUCCUCAAGUGCCUGUAG
Nothoprocta perdicaria is the source of this 339-nucleotide messenger RNA. RefSeq names its product CART prepropeptide (gene CARTPT). The record is from RefSeq and is a predicted model, not a curated record. Gene Ontology annotation, molecular function: neuropeptide hormone activity. NCBI's taxonomy places the organism in Eukaryota, Metazoa, Chordata, Aves, Tinamiformes, Tinamidae. Bases 1 to 339 code for a protein of 112 amino acids. The transcript has 3 exons. Gene Ontology annotation, biological process: cellular response to starvation; adult feeding behavior; positive regulation of MAPK cascade.